This is a messenger RNA of Pseudophryne corroboree (corroboree frog), 2604 nucleotides long. RefSeq names its product transmembrane protein 267 (gene TMEM267). The coding region runs from base 325 to 972 and encodes 215 amino acids. The record is from RefSeq and is a predicted model, not a curated record. Lineage: Eukaryota; Metazoa; Chordata; Amphibia; Anura; Myobatrachidae. The transcript has 3 exons.
AGAUGCCGCCCCGGCCAGCCCAGCACCGGCCACUGACAGACAGCUGAUGCCUGGGAGAGCCGCCGCCUCCUCAGUGACGCCCCGGGCCUGGGCGGUAACAGCAGCCAAUCAGCGCCGGCUGCCCCGGGCUCACUCCGGGAUUCGUGUGCAGCGAGCAGUGGAGGAAGAGCCGGGUGUGAGGUGAGCAACAGCCGGCUGUAGGUGAGGACCGCUCCCUGGGCCUGUGCAGCCAGCGUGAGGAGGAGAGACACCGGGGGCCAGAGGAUGAGUCGGCAUUGACAUGGGCACGUCGCAUCCUGGAGGUUUAGUGCCUUUCCCGUUGCAAUGGCUUCAGAAAUGGAGAAGGCCGACGCCCUCCUCCAGACGUUCAGCGCGGCCUCCGUGGCCUCCAGCUUAGGGCUGGGCAUCUUCUGCUUCUUGGCUGACAGAGUGCAGCAAGCGUCUUUCAUCCAGCAAAAUGACUGGCUGAGAUCCAUGUCUGACAAUGCAAUACACGGGGUGAUUGGCAUGUGGUCGUGGGCCAUCGUCAUCGGCCUAAGGAAGAGGAGUGACUUCUGUGAAGUUCUGCUUGCUGGAUUCCUUGCUAGUGUCAUUGACCUGGACCACUUCUUCCUGGCUGGGUCCUUCUCACUGAAGGCCGCUCUUAACCUACCUCACCGCCCUCCUCUGCACUGUUCCACAAUAAUUCCAGUGGUGGCCGUGGCCCUGAAGUUUCUUAUGCAGCUCCUGAGGCUAAAGGACUCCUGGUGUUUCCUCCCUUGGAUGUUGCUGAUAUCUUGGACUUCUCACCAUGUCCGUGAUGGGGUCCGUCAUGGACUCUGGCUCUACCCAUUCGGAAAGACUGCCCCGCUUCCAUAUUGGCUAUAUGUGGCAAUCACCGCCUCCUUACCGAAUAUAUGUUCCCUUAUCAUGUACCUAACUGGAACGAGGGAAAUAAUGACCAAAAAGCACGGGAUAUACAUUGAUGUCUAAGGAAUGGAAGAGUGGAGCGGUGUAAUUUCUGAUGGCUAUAGGUGGUGGUAUUUAUAUAAUAUAUAAAGUUGUUUCAUAUUUUGUGGGUAUAAAUAUAUAUACUGAGAUAUUUUGACACUCAUUGAGACCAAGUUUAAAUCUAAAUUUCAGCUCUACUUUUGUUGGCAAUAGUAUAUUGAUAUUUAUUUAUUUUUACAUUUCAGUAGACAUACGCAUCUCUUUUCAACGUGAUGUCUGUAUAUAGUGGAUGUGGGUGGCCCUUAUGCGUGGUCAUAGCGCAGACUAUAUCGCUCACAUACAUGGGAGAGUAAACAGUAAUGAUCACUGUAGGAUGGCACCACCAGUCUCUGUAUGGGGGUACUAUGGUGGCAGUAACACAGGCUAAUUACCGCUUUUAACUCCCCAGGUGACAACGUUUGUGAUAAAACCUUUAACUGGUGAUGCUGCCCAUAGCAACCAAUCAGAUUCUAUCUUUUAUCUUCUAGAAGCAGCUAGAUAAAUGUUAAGUAGAAUCUAAUAGGUUGCUAUGAGCAACAUCACCAGUAAUAAAAAAAAACUCCCACCUUAGUAAAUGUACAGAUGGAGCCAUCUUUAGCUUGGCCUUUAAUAGGAUUAAUUGAGCCAGGGCAGUCGGACUUAAUCCCCAGCUGUAAUGACUUAAUCCCCCCUGAUGUACUGUUCUCUCUGUAUUGUAUAGCAGCUGAGAACAAUAGAUAAAAGGUUUAUGCUAAUAAACCAUGGUGUGCCUAGGCGCAGCAGAGAGGCCAAGAUGAGCGAGGCUCCCUCUGUACCCUCUAGAGUUAAGGAGGCCAUUCAUUGCUGUCUAGUUAGCAGCCCUCUAAGGCUUUGUUUAUGGCCACCACAGAGAACAGCUAUAAGACUGUAUUAUAUGGUAUGGUUUUUUUUUUUUUUUAUAUAGCAUUCCAGUGACUGGGACAAUGCUGAAACCCUUGUCUAUAUAUCUGUAAAUACAUGGACUACAGUGCACUAUGUAAUACAUGCUCAUUAGAGAAUGCAACAAACACUUACACAUAGAUGAACCAACCUGGUGGUUUAGACAAUAUUUAUACAGUGCCUCCAUAUCCCGCAGCUCUUUACAGAGAGGUACAGUAUUCAUUCACAUCAGUCCCUGCCUCAGUGAAGCUUAGUCUAUUCUCCCUACCACACAGUACACUAGGGUUAUUUUCAGCAGAAGCCAAUUAACCAACAGGUAAGUUUGGAACAUGAGAGGAGAUAGUCAAACAAGGAGAGAACACACAAACUCCACACAUACAUAGUCCUGGUUUAAACUAAAAGUUGGCAUUGAACCCAUGAGCCCAGUACUGUGGAUAACAGUGCUAACCACUGUGCCACCAUUCAGUUAGGGAAUGUCAUACCUCCCAAUAGACCAAACCAUGUCUCUAAAUUGAGGCUUCUCCCAGAAAUUGUGAAUCCGCACCCUUUUUUGGCUGUGAGUAUCGGGCAUUGUCCUGCCUAAUUAUAGGGCUGCUACUGGAUAUGUUGUAUGUAUUUCAUGAACUUACUGCACCUACACAUAUACGCCCAUUCCCUUUCCCCAUGUAAGAAUAUAUGAUGUAUAUAUUGUGAUACUGUUAUUGAGUGGUUCUACUAGUACAAUAAAAAAAAGAUAAA